This is a messenger RNA of Penaeus indicus, 1972 nucleotides long. Its product is annotated as trichohyalin-like. NCBI's taxonomy places the organism in Eukaryota, Metazoa, Arthropoda, Malacostraca, Decapoda, Penaeidae. The transcript has 8 exons. The coding region runs from base 815 to 1915 and encodes 366 amino acids. The record is from RefSeq and is a predicted model, not a curated record.
CUACUCUCUCGUUUUCCUUCCUUCCCUCUGUCUCUCUUCUCUUCCUCCCUUAUUUCUUUCCUCUAGUUCACUUCUUCCUCCCUUCUCUAUCUCCACUACCUUUCUUCCUUUUCCCGGUUUCUCCUCCCUGUCCACUAUCUCUUGUUCACCUUCCUCUCCUCUUACACUAUUUUGCGUUUUCCUCUACUUUUUUCUCAUUUUCCACUUUUUCUCCUGUUCCUCUGUCUCUGUCUCCUUCUCCUCUUCCUCCUGCUCUGUAUCUCAAUUCUGCCUCUUAUUUCAUUUCAUAUUUCUUUUUCUCUUCUUUUCUUUCUGUUCUCUUCCUCCAAUCCCCACUCUCAUUUUCCUUCUUUACAUCUCUCUGUCCUCUUUCUCCAUACCUCUUUCUCCUUUUUUUAUCCUCUCUUUUCUCUACCUCCCUUCUGUCUUUUCCCUUCCUCUCUCUUUCUUUCUCCUGUUUUCUCCCACCUAUUUUUUCUCUUCUUCUCUCUGCUCUUCUUCUAUUCAGUUUUCCUCCCUAUUCCUCAUUUUCCAUUUCUCUGCUCUUUUUUCUUCUUUUCUCUGCCUUUAUUCUACCUAUCUUCCUCCCAUCACUCUUUCCUGUCUCCUUUUGCUCCCUCUCGCUGCUAUUCUCUUUAUCCCUUCGUUUCUUUUCCUCUUCUUCCUUCCUCGUUCUCUCCUCUUCUCUGCUUCCUCAUUACCCUAAUUCCCAUCCCCAUUUCCAUCCCCACUUUUCCUCCAUUCCCAGCCUCCUUCCCAUCACCCAUGAACACGAGCUUAAUACAAGCUUCUUCCUCCCCCAGGCAAAACUCCCAUGGACUUAGCAGCGCGUCAUCCGGCUGUGAAGCAAGUCCUGCUGGCGUACAGGGACGAUCCCGAGAAGCAGAGGAAGGAGAUGAAGAAGAGGUACGACUCGAAGGUGGCGGAGGCAGCCACCCUGCAGAAGGAAAAUGGAGAGUUGAAGAAGGAGCUUCAGGAAAAGGAAAAGGAAAUCAAAUUAAUGCAGGAGCAGGUGAAGCAAGCGCAAUUGCAUCAGCAAAGGUGUGAGAGUGAGGCGAGGGAGCAUGAGGCCGAGAAGGAAGGUCUCAACCAGCAAAUUGCAGAGCUUCAGGAACGCAGUGCAAGUUUACAGUCUCGUCUGGAAGAAGAAUGGAGCAAGAAUCGAGAGCUGACGAGGCAGAUCAGAGAGAAGGAGAGCGAGCUCACACGAGCCGAGGCAGAGCACAAUGAGAGGUUGAAAAGUCUCCAAAGAGGGGAGAAGAGGAAAGAGGAAGAGGCAGACGAAGAGAGAGACGAGCUUGAGAGCGAGCUCAGGAGACGAGACAAAAGGAUCAAGGCCCUCAAGAAAAAGCUCAGAGAUCAAGAAGAGGGAAAAGAAAUGGACUCGCAACCCGAAGAGGAAGACAGCGAGCUAAAGCGAAUGAAGAGGCAGUUAAGAGAGCAAGAACAGAAAAUGAAAUACGUUCUUUCUGCGGUGGAAGACCUUCAUUUGAGAGGAAUGGAGCCGCCACGUGAGCCUGAGCCGACGGAAGCCGGCCAGCCCUCGGUCUCAGGCAGGAGGAGGAGGCCCCGGGGAGCAGCUGCCACGGAGGGGGCUAGGGGAGCGGCAGGCGGGAGAGACAAGCCUCGGCAAGCAGCUGGCAGCAGAGGCAAGGCUAGGAGAGCACCAGAGAGCGACGAGCCUGUGCAAGCCACAGGCAGGGCUGAGCGUCCGGAAGCAGCAGGCAGGAGGGAAGGGGCAGGGCGAAAGGCAGUCAGUAGGGCACCCGAGAGGGACGAGUCGCCACAAGACGACAGCGACGAGUCGCCACAAGACGACAGCGACGAGUCGCCACAAGACGAGAGGGACGAGUCGCCACAAGAAGACGACAGCGAAGAGUCGCCACAAGAAGACGACAGCGAAGAGUCAGAGUGAUUUCAACCAGCUUUGGAAAGAUCGUGUGUAAAUUAGCUAAUAAAUGUGUCGGGUAUA